AUGGAAGAGAGUUUCACAAGUAAUCCAGAUAAUCCUGAAAAUUCACAUAACACUAAAGAAUUAUCUAAUAGCAGUCAAGCCUUCUUUAAUUUCAUAAAGAGUCUAGUGGGAAUAGCAAUUUUGGAUUUACCUUAUUCUGCAAAUGAAUGUGGUUAUGGUUUGGCUAGUAUAUUACUUUUGAUUUUAUCUUAUGGGACAAUAAGAACUAGUUUAAUGUUGAUAAAAGUGGCUGAAGAAUCAGAUAUUCAUUAUUAUUCUAAAAUUGUAAAGGAAUAUAUGGGACCAAUCUCAGCUUCAAUUUUAGAUAUAUUUUUAUCAGGUUAGUAAGUAUAUAUAUCAAAUGUUAUUUUAGUUGUUUGCUUGUAUUGCAUAUAUAAUAUUUUUUCAACAGAUGUGCUAAUUAGCACUUUCUAAUCUUCCAAAUUACGUUAGUAUAAUAAUAUCUUUGUUGGUGAUCAUUCCAUUGUCAUUAAUCAGAGAUUUACAUUUCUUCCAUAAUACUAGUACAGCUGGAUUUUUUAUUGCAGUUUUUGUAUUGGUAGCAAUUUCAGGAAUUUCAAUAUCUUAAUUUGGAAAUGCUUAGGAUGUUGUGGCAUUUAAUGCAUCAGGAAUGUUUAAGUUUAUAGGUGUUGCUAUGUUUGCAUAUGAAGGAAUAUGUACAACACUUCCUGUAAGAUAUUCAAUGAAAGAUUAAAAGAAGUUUCCGUUUGUAUUUUUAAGCAGUUCAUUAACAUGUUUAUUUAUGUACAUUACUUUCAUAAUAAUUAAUUGUAUAGCUUUGGGUUCAAAAUUACAAUAAAUUAUUGUUUUUAAUUUACCCAGUGAUAAAAUAUGGGCAUUUGCUUUGUAAUUUUUAUAUGCCAUAUCAAUUUUAUUCACAUAUCCAGUUUAAAUAUAUCCUGCAUUUACAAUAAUUGAAAAUAGAUUAAAAAUAAGAGACACUAAGAUUAUAUGGAUUGUUGAAAGACUUAUAGUUACAACCAUUUUAUAUGUGAUAGCAUAUGUCAUUCCAAGUUUUAAUACAUUUCUUAAUUUAAUCGGAAUGGUGUUUGGUACAUUCUUACAAUUUAUUUAUCCUAUAACUUUAUAUUUAUUAUAUUUCAGAUCCAAUCUGAGUAUUUUUUAAUGGAUUGAAGCUUCAAUUGUAAUGUUUAUGGGUGUAGGUGCUGGAGUUCUUGGUUUAUACUUUUCAAUAGAUGAUUUAGUAAAAUAAAAUAAAUGA
This is a messenger RNA of Paramecium pentaurelia, 1222 nucleotides long. NCBI's taxonomy places the organism in Eukaryota, Ciliophora, Oligohymenophorea, Peniculida, Parameciidae. The record is from the annotation of a GenBank genome assembly.